Silurus meridionalis is the source of this 525-nucleotide messenger RNA. It is a transcript of the gene c9h19orf44, whose product is annotated as chromosome 9 C19orf44 homolog. NCBI's taxonomy places the organism in Eukaryota, Metazoa, Chordata, Actinopteri, Siluriformes, Siluridae. Bases 2 to 352 code for a protein of 116 amino acids. The transcript is spliced from 4 exons. The record is from RefSeq and is a predicted model, not a curated record.
AAUGUAUCAGGCAGUGCUGGGCCCAUCAAUAGGAAUGUCCUACAUAGAUCCAACUCCUGUGGCGAGUCACAUGAUCAGCGCUGAAGCUGUGGAAGCGUUAACGGCGUACAGUCCCGCUGCGUUUGCUCUGAACGACAUGCUGAGACAGCAGCUCACACUGACCACGAACUUCAUUCAGUCCAGCAGACAUUUACACCGAGCCAUGCUGGAGUCCCUGGGGCCCGCCGACUACAGAUACACCACGCUGGAGGACACGAAGGAGUUUAUCCGCUGUAACAGGCCUCCCAAGCUGACCAUGGAAGACGCACUAGAGGAGGUGCUGCAGGAGAUGAGGGACUAUCACUAUAUUUAAAGUGAACGUUUACAGACUUGUCAAUGGAACCAGCUGCACCAGGAGCAGCUCUCGGUCACAGACUCAGUGCGUCUUUCUAAUGCAAAAUGCAUGGAAUUUUGUAUUAUUCUUUUUUUAUCUUUGCCUCUAUGAGGUAGUUUUUCUAUCAUAAAAUUUCAACGUGCUUUUUUGAA